CUAUCCCCUACUUUUUUUAAUCAACCUCCUUUUAUACCUUUCUCUUUUUCUCUCUUUUUUCCCUCUCCUCCCCUUUUUCUUUCAUCAACAACAAAGAACAACAACAAAGAUUGCAUUUUACCUUUUGAUAUUUAAACCCACGUAAUUCCUUUCACAAUCUGGGUGUUCGUCAAUUUGUAAUCAUCUUGUUUGACAGAUCAAUUUGGCACAAGCUUGACACAUUUGAUUACUAUGUCUUCACCAAGUAAGAGAAGAGAGAUGGAUGUUAUGAAGCUGAUGAUGAGUGAUUAUUCAGUAGAGACUAUAAAUGAUGGGCUUAGCGAGUUCAACGUCGUGUUCAACGGUCCAAAAGAGAGUCUCUAUGAAGGUGGGGUGUGGAAAGUCCAUGUUGAGCUUCCAGAUGGCUAUCCUUAUAAGUCCCCUUCCAUUGGGUUUAUAAACAAAAUAUUCCACCCAAAUGUUGAUGAACUGUCUGGCUCGGUGUGCUUGGAUGUUAUCAACCAAUCAUGGAGUCCUAUGUUUGAUUUACUAAAUGUGUUUGAAGUCUUUCUUCCACAACUUCUGUUGUAUCCUAAUGCUUCAGAUCCUCUUAAUGGUGAUGCUGCUUCAUUAAUGAUGAAGGAUAGACAACAGUAUGAACAGAAGGUCAAAGAAUAUUGUGAUCGUUAUGCAAAGAAAGAGAACAUCAGUAACUCUGAUGCCGAAGAUGAAAGUGAGGAGGAGGAUAUCAGUGACGGGCGGUGCACAUCAAGUGACGAUGAACUUGCUGGACAUGCAGACCCAUAAUUAAAAGAUAAGCAUACGGGGACUAAGUUAAUAUUCCGCUUUUACCCUUCUGUUCAAUCAUUUGCUGUAUCAUGUUUUAGUUUAGGAUCAUAGUGAUAGAUUAACUCUCUUAAGUCAUUUUCAGCUUACUAAUUCAUUUGUUUUAGUACACUAAGAUUAACUUUGAGAUACAAUUUGAUGGACAUGAUCAUCUGGACAGAAUUUUAAUGUGUGAAUUUGAUUUUAUAACAUCGGAGUUUGAUUUAUUCGAA
Messenger RNA from Spinacia oleracea (spinach), 1037 nucleotides. Its product is annotated as ubiquitin-conjugating enzyme E2-23 kDa. The transcript has 7 exons. The record is from RefSeq and is a predicted model, not a curated record. Lineage: Eukaryota; Viridiplantae; Streptophyta; Magnoliopsida; Caryophyllales; Amaranthaceae. The coding region runs from base 232 to 786 and encodes 184 amino acids.